CAGGAAAAACAUCCACCUAGUCUUGAUUCUCAGUCCUCUGUUUUUAUUGCCUCAAUCAAACACCCUUCUCAAAAGUCAACGUCUCUCUCUCUCUAAACUUCACCCCCCACCCUUUCUUUCUUUCUUGGACUCGCACUUGAGUGUUCAUUUUCGUUCCGGUAAUUAAAUGAAGUCUUGAACGGAAGUACGAAAACACCUUUGCUUAAUGCUCUCUCUUCUUCCCAUCUCUACCCCUUCUUUUCUAUUUUUCCUUAAUCAUUUUUCCGUAGACAGAAGAUAAAAGAUUCAUGGGCAACGGAGCUGGGAAGCUGACCGUGUGCUUCACCGGAGCGGGACCCACGUCCGAUGAGGCACGGCGACGGAGGAAGGACCUGGCCGCUGGUUUGGUCAUGUCCGACCCCUUAGACGAUCUGGGUCACUCCUUCUGCUACAUACGACCCGAAUUGACUCGCCUCUCGUCCUCCAAGGUCCACUCCGAGUUCGAUGAUCCCCCCACGACGACGUUUAAGUCGAUUUCCGGCGCCGCCGUCAGCGCCAACACCUCCACGCCACUCUCCACCUCUUUAUUAGACCUCUACUCCUACAACAGCAUCGACCGGGCCUCCGCCUUCGAGGGCUCUACCUCCUUUGCUUCUAUCCCGCUUCAGCCCAUUCCUAGAAACUCAUCUAUACACUCCGGUCCGUUGUUUAACUCGGGCCUGAUUCCGAGUUCGGGCCCAAUCGAGAGGGGAUUCAUGUCCGGCCCGAUUGAGAGGGCGUUCAUGUCGGGCCCCCUUGAUCGCGGGAUCUUCUCGGGUCCUCUUGAAAAGGGUUGCUCUGAUCAGUUCCCGAGAAGCUAUUCCCAUGGCGGAUUCGCCUUUCGGCGUAGAUCGAGGAAAGGAUCGUUGCUUCGGGCCCUUAGGCGGGCCUUUUCCAAGGGAAUUAACCGGGGCCAGAACUCCAUUGUUGCGCCGAUCAAAGGUGUUGUUGCGAUGAAAGAAAGCGAUUGGACGGCGGGUUCCGAGAAGCAGAAUGAAUUGACAAUCAAUAGUAGUGUGAAUUUCAGCAGCGAGUGUAGCUUAGAUGACGAUGAUUCACUGGAAAGCCAGAAUCUGCAGUGGGCUCAGGGUAAAGCUGGAGAGGAUCGAGUUCAUGUGGUGGUCUCUGAGGAGCAUGGAUGGGUUUUUGUGGGGAUAUAUGAUGGAUUCAAUGGCCCUGAUGCACCGGACUAUUUGUUGUCCAAUUUGUAUCCUGCUGUUCAUAAAGAGCUCAAAGGUUUACUCUGGGAUGAUAAUAGUGGUAAGUCCGACAGUUCAUUGAUCUCAAGUUCCUGUUCUGUGAGUGAUGAUCCAAGCUUGGAGAAAGAUGAUUCAAAUUCGAGUCAAGAUUUCAACGAGGAGAGUUUGCGGGAUAGGACUAAGGAUGGUUGUUCAAGAUGUGUAGAGCAAGAGAGUUAUCCUUGUUUAAAUGGUGAUGUAAAUGGAGACUUGUGGUAUAAGAAAAAGAGGGGGAGGAAUCUGAGGAAUAAGUACCGGGGAGUAGCAAAAAAAUGGGAGGAGAGUCAGCGGAGGUGGAGGUGUGAAUGGGAUAGGCAAAGACUGGAGCUUGAUCGGAGGUUAAAAGAGCAGUUAAACAAGAGCAGGAUGAAUUCAACAGGGGCAACAAAUCAUGCCGAUGUGCUAAAAGCUCUUUCCCAAGCACUGAAGAAAACUGAGGAGGCCUAUUUGGAUCUUGCAGAUAAGAUGGUCAUGGAGAAUCCUGAAUUGGCUUUGAUGGGCUCUUGUGUUCUUGUGAUGUUGAUGAAGGGAGAUGAUGUGUACGUGAUGAAUGUGGGCGACAGUCGAGCGGUCUUGGCUCGAAUGAAAGAGCCUGAUAUCUGGAGCCAGGACUUGGAGAGAAUCAAUGAAGAAACAUUGAAUGAUCUCAACGAGGAUUUUGAUGAUGAUCGAACAAAUGAUCUACCUAGCUUAACUGCUUUGCAGCUCACCAUGGAACACAGCACCUCCGUAGAAGAGGAAGUCACAAGAAUUAAAAAUGAACACCCUGACGAUGCUUCAGCUGUGAUCAAUGACCGGGUGAAAGGUUCACUAAAGGUCACUCGAGCUUUUGGUGCCGGUUUUCUCAAACAGCCUAAGUGGAACAAUGCUCUUCUUGAGAUGUUUAGAAUUGACUAUGUUGGAACUUCCCCGUAUAUAAACUGCCUGCCGUCGCUUUACCAUCACAGAUUAGGGCCAAGAGACAGGUUUCUCAUAUUGUCAUCAGAUGGACUUUACCAGUACUUCACAAAUGAAGAGGCUAUUUCUGAAGUCGAACUCUUCAUCUCUUGGUCCCCGGAAGGAGAUCCAGCACAGCAUCUCGUCGAAGAAUUGCUAUUCCGUGCAGCAAAAAGAGCUGGCAUGGAUUUCCACGAACUACUCGAAAUACCACAAGGGGAUCGACGCCGCUACCAUGACGACGUUUCAAUAAUUGUUAUUUCUUUGGAGGGAAGAAUAUGGAGAUCAUGUGCAUAGGUAGGAAAACAUGUUAGUAGAAUAAUACACUACUAGUGUAUUAUUCUGAAAAAUCAUCCAGGCACCCAAUUUUGUUCUCUUCCCAUCCCUACUCACCUUUCUCUAUACCAACAACAACAACUAAGCUCUGGAAUUUAAAAGAAACUUAGUUGUUUUUCUUUUCUUUUUUGGCUAUGGCGGCGUAGGGGUUUGGUAAAGGUGAAAAACUGCUGCUGGGGCAUAAACUGUCAUACAUAAUUGUAAUUUUCCAAAUAAGUGACAUCUUUGAAGGGAAAUUUUUCUUCUUAACUUCCUUACCCGCGCGUUGUGUUUCUGCAAAGACGAACCUUAGCUAUAUUCGAUUCUAUUUUGACGUUGUUUCUC
This is a messenger RNA of Sesamum indicum (sesame), 2852 nucleotides long. It is a transcript of the gene PLL5, whose product is annotated as pol-like 5. NCBI's taxonomy places the organism in Eukaryota, Viridiplantae, Streptophyta, Magnoliopsida, Lamiales, Pedaliaceae. Gene Ontology annotation, biological process: protein dephosphorylation. The record is from RefSeq and is a predicted model, not a curated record. Gene Ontology annotation, molecular function: protein serine/threonine phosphatase activity.